GCGGGGCCUCCCGCUCUCCCCCUCCGAGCGGCGCAGAGGGCGGCGCGGGCGCCAUUUUGUGAGGAGCCCCCGAAGGCGGCGGCGGCGGCGGCGGGAGCGGAGCCGGGGCCGGAGCGCGCGAUUUUUUUAGAGCCGGCGGCGACCGCGCCCACCCCUCCCCCCGCCAUGGCCAGCAACGUGACGAACAAGACGGACCCGCGCUCGAUGAACUCGCGGGUCUUCAUCGGGAACCUCAACACGCUGGUGGUGAAGAAGAGCGACGUGGAGGCCAUUUUCUCCAAGUACGGCAAAAUCGUCGGCUGCUCCGUCCACAAGGGCUUCGCCUUCGUCCAGUACGUCAACGAGCGCAACGCCCGGGCGGCCGUGGCCGGCGAGGACGGGCGCAUGAUCGCCGGGCAGGUCCUGGACAUCAACCUGGCGGCCGAGCCCAAGGUGAACCGCGGCAAGGCGGGGGUGAAGCGCUCGGCGGCCGAGAUGUACGGAUCCUCCUUCGACCUGGAUUACGACUUCCAGCGCGAUUAUUACGACAGGAUGUACAGCUACCCCGCCCGCGUCCCCCCGCCCCCCCCCAUUGCCCGCGCCGUCGUCCCCUCCAAGCGCCAGCGGGUCUCGGGCAACACGUCGCGCCGGGGCAAGAGCGGCUUCAACUCCAAGAGCGGCCAACGGGGCUCCUCCUCCAAAUCGGGCAAGUUGAAAGGCGACGACCUGCAGACGAUCAAGAAGGAGCUGAGUCAGAUCAAGCAGAAGGUGGACGCGCUGCUGGAGAGCCUGGAGCGCAUCGACAAGGAGCAGAAGCAGAAGAGCGAGAAGGCGGAGGAGGAGCAGGGCGGCAGCGCGGGGAAGAAGGAGGAGGGCGGGGGCGGGGCCAAGGCGGAGGCGGGCGGGGACGACUCGGCCGAGGAGGGCGACCUGUUGGACGACGAGGAGGCCGAGGAGCGGGGGGACGACCAGCUCGAGUCCAUCAAGGGUGACGAGAAGGAGGCGGAGGAGGGCGAGGACGACCGCGACAGCGCCAACGGCGAGGACGACUCCUAAACCCCUCCCCCGCCCCGAAACUGAGCCGGGACCCCCCGAAACCGCGCCCCCCCCCGCCCCUCCCCCCCCGCCGUGUUCGUGGUGUCGUGCCCCCUCCCCCCACCCCCCCUCCCCCCGCCCGUAGUUCGGCUUCGCCCCUCCCCCACCCACCCCCCAACAUUCGCCCCUCCCCCCCCCCCUUUUAAUUUUGAUACCUCGUUACGACUUGACGAUUAAAGGACGGAUGGUUUGUA
This is a messenger RNA of Phalacrocorax carbo (great cormorant), 1268 nucleotides long. The record is from RefSeq and is a predicted model, not a curated record. NCBI's taxonomy places the organism in Eukaryota, Metazoa, Chordata, Aves, Suliformes, Phalacrocoracidae.